CCAUGCCCAACGACCUAGACCAGCCACGGCGAUAUCCGUGGGGGAGAUAUGCGGGGUACUAUUUCCGAGGUAGCUUAUUCUGUAGGUACAAGUUCCAAUGUCAUAGCAGCAGCAAGGAAAUGGUCUUUCCCGUCUCUUUUACUUACAAAAUCGUGAUUUCCCAUGGCCGGUACCAGCCAGCCCAGUAGUGGGCAGUUGCAUUUCCUCUUCAUCCGACAUGGCGAGACCCAGGACAAUAUCGAGAAAAUUUUGCAAGGCUGGCACGAUACGAAUUUGACCGAGAAGGGACAACGAGAGGCCCAAUUCUUAGCCGACAAAUUGCAAACGCAACAUAUUGACGCCGUCUACCACUCACCUUUGACACGGAUCAAGCAGACUAUCGAACCAUUCCUGUCAGGGCGUGGCGACGUCCAACGUUAUGCAGAUCCCGAUCUCAGAGGACAGGGACUCGGUGACCUUGAAGGAGGCUCAUACGAUCUGGUGGACAUGAGCAACCCGAGAUCUGCGGAUGGUCAGCCCGGCGUGGAAUUGUUUGAUGAUUACGUGCGAAGGACCAAGCGAGCCUUUGCUCGCAUCGUGGGAGCAGAAGCACCUCAAACUGGGCAAAAGGAUCGCACAGUCGUGAUCGCGACACAUGGGGUUAGUAUCACAUCACUGUUGAAGUGCCUGGAAAAGACUCCAUCAUGUGAUGGGUUCAAUCCCAAGUUCGCUGUUCGAGGUCCGAAUGCCUAUGAAGUUAGAUGGACGGACUCAGACGAUGUCGCCCGGAUGGUCGUUUCAGAACCUGCAAAACUGCCUAUCAAAGACGGCGUACUGGAUUGGUCCAGCAUUCCAGGGCAACCCUUUUUGAUCGAGACAUGGGGUAAGAAGGAGAAGGCUUUAUAGACAUUCAUUUCCUGCAAUAGCAAUAGACGAUAUGCUUGAUGAAAGGAGGUGCAUUUCCGUACCUGGUAAAGACUAUUGCAAGUGAUGUCAUUUGCAUUGAUAUACUUAUUCCGUACGACGAGUGCCUUCUUCGGCCCUUUUCC
This is a messenger RNA of Exophiala viscosa, 1028 nucleotides long. Its product is annotated as phosphoglycerate mutase. Gene Ontology annotation, molecular function: fructose-2,6-bisphosphate 2-phosphatase activity. Lineage: Eukaryota; Fungi; Ascomycota; Eurotiomycetes; Chaetothyriales; Herpotrichiellaceae. The transcript has a single exon. The record is from RefSeq and is a predicted model, not a curated record. Gene Ontology annotation, cellular component: cytosol. Bases 163 to 885 code for a protein of 240 amino acids. Gene Ontology annotation, biological process: negative regulation of glycolytic process; regulation of pentose-phosphate shunt.